Messenger RNA from Microthlaspi erraticum, 498 nucleotides. NCBI's taxonomy places the organism in Eukaryota, Viridiplantae, Streptophyta, Magnoliopsida, Brassicales, Brassicaceae. The record is from the annotation of a GenBank genome assembly.
AUGUCUCUUGCUGACAAGGCUCACCAAUGGGAGAAGAGCUUGCCCCAUGGCACAAUCACCACUUGGGAUGAAUGCAAGAAGGCCUUUCUUGCUAAGUUUUUCUCCACCGGUCGCACAGCCAAGCUAAGGAGUGAGAUAUCGAGCUUCAUACAGGGAACAAUGAGAAUUUUUGCUGAGGCUUGGGAAAGAUUCAAGGGCUACACAAGUCAGUGCCCCAUCAUGGCUUCAACAAUGAGUCUUUACUCUCUACUCUCUAUAGAGCUUGUGGAAAACAUUGCAAACUCCAAUGGAAGCUAUGGAGAAGAGUAUGAUCGCACCAACCGGAGCUCGACCCACCACUCGAUCGAGUCAGACGAGAAAUUGAGAAAAGAUGUCAAAUCCUUGAAUGAGAAGUUGGACAAGCUUAUCUUAGCUCAGUCCACAAUGAAGAAAGUCAAUUUUGUGUCUGCUGAAGAGAUGGAACCAUGUUCAAGAAGGGGAGGAUACACAAUUUUCUGA